This is a messenger RNA of Schizosaccharomyces osmophilus, 1548 nucleotides long. It is a transcript of the gene psd2, whose product is annotated as phosphatidylserine decarboxylase Psd2. Bases 1 to 1548 code for a protein of 515 amino acids. The transcript has a single exon. Gene Ontology annotation, biological process: phosphatidylethanolamine biosynthetic process. Gene Ontology annotation, molecular function: phosphatidylserine decarboxylase activity. Gene Ontology annotation, cellular component: mitochondrion. NCBI's taxonomy places the organism in Eukaryota, Fungi, Ascomycota, Schizosaccharomycetes, Schizosaccharomycetales, Schizosaccharomycetaceae. The record is from RefSeq and is a predicted model, not a curated record.
AUGCGUUCUCGACAAAAGUUCCGUAGAUUUAAUCCGGAUCGUUGGUCCAAAGUCAGCCUUCGAAGCAUUGGGGGAGGCGUCCGGGCUUUGAACGGCGUAAAGGCAUUAAACGGAGUGAAUGUCCGUGUUUCACUACAAUGGAAGCGUCUUUCUAAUCGGCUUCAUCGCAUUCGUAGAAGAAGCCAAUUGGGUCGUCUCUCUAUCAAUGUUCGACCAAAUGGCUGUUGGCAAGCUUACUUUUUGAGUUCUCUUCCCUUACGAAGUUUGUCGCGCAUUUGGGGUCAGUUCAAUCGCGCUAAUUUACCCACUUUUUUAAGAUAUCCAGGGUUCAAGUUGUAUUCUUGGAUUUUUCGCUGCAAUCUAGACGAAUUAAAAGAUCCAAUUUUAAGCCAUUAUCGCAAUUUUCAGGAUUUCUUUUGUCGUGAACUGCGUCCAGAAGCUCGUCCAGUCGAUCCGGAUUCUUCGGUUGUUUCACCUGUAGAUGGAAGAAUAGUAUGUCAGGGCGUUGUUGACAAUAACUGCAUACAGCAUGUCAAGGGACUCUCCUAUUCCUUAGAAGCUCUUUUGGGUGGUGUUUCUACCGUUGAUCCUUCUAUUGUGGAUUUUGGACAAGAUUUAACUACCAAUUUAGUGAAGAAGCAUAACGACUUUGCUUCAAAAUAUUCCAUCCCUCCUUCCAAUGAUGGAUGUAAUCACUUUCCCCGAAAUGGAAAUGCAUCAUUAACCAGGGAAUCUUUGGCAUACUGCGAUAUGCAGAGCCAAAAUGAUUGGAACCAAACCAAUCCUGUGCAUACCCCUUAUUAUGACAAUUGUUGUCCUUUUUAUGCCUUUCAGGACGUGACUGGUGAUACAAACUCGGAUAUCUCAGAUGCAUCGGAUAUGAGUACUGACAGUUUUUACACUUCAAUUAUGGAAGGCGACUCCGACUCUGAAUUAGACGAACCGGGCAGUGCGACUCAUCCAAUUUUGGAUGAUGGAAUGCCGAACUGGGAUGUCUGGGUUCAAGAGGCAGACGUCGUCGACAUUGACUCUUUACCUUGGAGAAAUAUUCACCCUAAUAACCUUCUUUUUUAUUCUGUUAUUUAUUUAGCUCCUGGCGAUUAUCAUCGUUUUCACUCACCUGCCGAUUGGGUGAUUGAGUCAAGAAGACACUUUUCUGGUGAACUAUUUAGUGUAUCUCCGUUUUUAGCGAGAAGAUUGCAUAAUUUAUUUGUUUUGAAUGAGCGAGUUGCAUUGCUUGGUCGAUACAAGCAUGGGUUUAUGAGCAUGAUUCCAGUGGGUGCUACGAACGUUGGAAGUAUAGUAAUUGAUUGUGACCCUACGUUGUCAACAAACAGAAUGGUACUACGGAAGAAGUCGUUAGGCUCUUUUCAGGAAGCGGCGUAUAGUGAUGCAUCACCUGUUUUAAAUGGAGUGCCGAUUAAUCGAGGCGAACAGCUCGGUAGGUUUCAGCUAGGAAGCACCGUCGUGCUUGUCUUUGAAGCACCCGCUGAUUUCGAAUUUUCCACCCACCAAGGUCAAUACGUGCGCGUCGGGGAGGGUCUUUGA